AUGGAGGUGCACAUAUUGGAACAGUUCGUUCCUCCGCAGUUCAAGACAUAUGACAGAAUAACUGAUCCCGAGGCUCAUAUCAAAUCUUUUACCAACGCUAUGGCGUUUCGCACGGGAUGUGAUGUUAUUUGGUGUAGGGCGUUCUCGUUGUCAUUGGAGGGAGAAGCUCUAGAAUGGUUUGACGUGCUCCCGAACAGAUCUAUAGAAAACUUCAAAAGCUUAAGCAACACGUUCAAGAACCAAUUUGCAGCAUGUCAGGUGCAGGAUGCCUCUGUUGUUGACUUAAUGAAUUUGAAACAAGGAAAAGAGGAAUCUCUUAAGACCUUCAUGGAUCGGUUUCAAAAAAUUGUUCGACGCGCCAAAGGGCUCAACACGGAGUUGGCUUUGCAGUAUAUAAUGCCCGGGUUGAGACCGAGCCCUUUCAAAGACAGUGUAUGUAGGACACCCCCGAAAACCAUGGAAGAGUUGCGAUAA
Molecule: messenger RNA, 474 nt
Organism: Vigna radiata var. radiata (mung bean)
Lineage: Eukaryota; Viridiplantae; Streptophyta; Magnoliopsida; Fabales; Fabaceae
Exons: 1
Coding region: 1-474 (157 amino acids)
Source: RefSeq, a predicted model, not a curated record